AAAGUCCUGAGGGUGGAGCUGCGUGUGGCAGAACACUUGCCUGGCAUGUGUAAGACCCUGGGCUUCCUCUCCAGCACCUCUGUCCAAAAUCUGGGUCCCCAGCAGAAGGGAAUAGAAUAUCCAGAGUCACUGAGCACAGAGCCCUGGGCGCUGUGUAAGCCACCAACGGUGACUGAUGUUCUGGUUGGAUUCGUGAGUUCACACAGCAGGGGCUGGGAGGGGAUGCACGGUCAACGCCAAGGUCACCCCAGGCAGGCCUCGCACCGCAGGGCGCUGGGGAUCGCGGGGUGGGGUGCUGAGGCCCUUGGUCCCGGGCGGGGUGCAGGGUAGGGCGGAGUUCUGAGGAGUUAAUGUUACACCGGGUCCAGAGUUUGCUGUGGGGAGGCCCGGCGGCUCAGCCUCACCGCCCUUAUCCCCGCGGGCGCCCGGCUGGCUCGCUCCUGGCUGGCGCAGACCCGGACCUGACACCGGAGGCCAUGAACGCCCUGGGGACGCUGCUCGCGCUGGGGACCUUGUUUCUGCCAUCCGUCCAGGCCCAGCAGGCCGCAGGACGCCGCCUGAAGCCGUGGCUGGUGGGCCUGACGGCCGUCGUGGUCUUCCUGUUCAUCGUCUUCGCGCUCCUGCUGGCCAACCGCGUGUGGUGCUCCAAAGCCAGAGCUGACGAUGAGGAGGCCGCCGAGAGAAUGCAGCCCAACCCUUACGAGACCAUGGGCCCGAGGAAAGAAAGCAAGAAGGAGAAGAAGGAGAAACGAGGAGAGAGCAAUCUAGGCCUGGAGCUGGAAGAAAAACAGCCCGCAGACGAGGAGGAGAUCAAGACCAUCAUGUGAAGACGCCCCGCCCCGCCGUCCGGGCGGCCCCCGGCGCGGCCCUCCCUGAGCAGCACCGCAGCCGGGAGACGCGCAGCGAUGCCAGCGGGGUCCUCGGGGCCACCCCUGCCCAGUAGUUCUUCCGGUCCCCACAGCUCGUGGCUCUGCCUGUUUGUACCCACUGCCUGAUUUAUUCUCCCUCUGCCCGAUGUCUUUUGGCCAGAAGGUGCCUGUCCCCUGCAGCCUUAGGGCCUCACCGGCCAAGGGCUCACUGUUGAGGGACCCAAUAAAGACUAAUACAACCUCUUUA
Chinchilla lanigera (long-tailed chinchilla) is the source of this 1116-nucleotide messenger RNA. RefSeq names its product small integral membrane protein 24 (gene Smim24). Bases 351 to 827 code for a protein of 158 amino acids. Lineage: Eukaryota; Metazoa; Chordata; Mammalia; Rodentia; Chinchillidae. The record is from RefSeq and is a predicted model, not a curated record. The transcript is spliced from 4 exons.